Molecule: messenger RNA, 1332 nt
Organism: Penicillium salamii
Lineage: Eukaryota; Fungi; Ascomycota; Eurotiomycetes; Eurotiales; Aspergillaceae
Source: the annotation of a GenBank genome assembly
AUGCCAGCAAAAGGAAAAGGUCCCCGCCAGGGAAACAGGAGAAGGUCACCAGGACCGGCAGUCAAGGCUGCGAAACCAAAACAGGCGCCGCCCGCGAACAAACAGCACGCCAAUCGCAAGGUCGAAGUUCAAAAACCCGAACCCGAACCAGUUGAAGAAGAGACCUCUGGCCCCAAACUUGUUAGCACAAUCCCCCGAUCGCUUCAGCAAUUGAUACUGGAUGUGUUCAAGACUGCUUUGCUUGGAGAGCCGGCCACAGAGCCGGAGGCCGCAAACCCAGACGAUGAAUCACAGCCAGCCGAAACGAAGGAUAAGGAAGAACCGCUCGAUAUCAAGUCUCUGAUUCAAACAAUCAAGGGAUUGCUUUACCAGCGCGAUUUUGACUCUGCUUUCACUGAAGCGAAUGAAGAUCUGUUGCGCGCGUAUGCCUUGCGCUGGAGUUCCUCGCGAUCAUUGGGAUAUGCCGGCAUCCUGAAGGGUGUAUUAUCCUGGAUGAAAGAGGAAGAAGAAGAAAACACUCGAGGUCGCACGAGAUCAAACAACCCUUCAACCCGUGUUGUUUCCAUCGGUGGAGGUGCAGGCGCAGAGAUCGUCGCUCUCGCAGCUGUGCAAAGAGAUCUAGACACCGAAGCUCAGUCAUUGGAGCAGCGUAUUGCCGAAGUGUCGCUGGACGAAAAGGAAGAAAACAAGCCCGAAGAAGAGACUGCUAGUGCACGCGGACUGUCCGUCAUGGCUGUCGACAUCGGAAACUGGACCAGUGUUGUUGACAGGCUUUCACGAACCAUCUUUUCCGCCAAUGUGCCGUUCACAUUAACUUCGAAACACCGCCCACCCUUGCUCUCACAGGAGGCAAGUGAAUCAUUCGCGGUUAACUUCCGUCGUGCGGAUAUCUUGAAUAUUCCAGAGGAAGAGCUGAAAGAACUCCUAAUUGGCAGUUCGUCCUCUUCUCCUUUCACUUCCGUUCUGGUCCCGAUCAUGUUCACGCUGAAUGAACUUUUUUCGACAUCCAUGCCCAAGACUACCGCAUUUAUGCUUCGCAUGACAGAGAUCCUGCCGGUUGGUGCGGUCCUCCUCGUUGUUGAUAGCCCAGGAAGCUAUUCAACAUUAAAACUAGGAAAGGGACCGGAUGGGGAGCCUCAAGAGAGGAAUUAUCCCAUGAAGUUCUUGCUUGACCACACUUUGCUUUCAGUGGCGAAGGGCAAGUGGGAGCGGGUGUAUACUGAGGAGUCACGGUGGUGGAGACGAGACGCGGUGCGCCUGAGGUAUGAAGUUGGCGAGGGUGCAGGCCUGGAGGAUAUGCGGUUCCAAAUGCAUGUCUAUCGGCGGUUGUAG